Scomber japonicus (chub mackerel) is the source of this 628-nucleotide messenger RNA. RefSeq lists its product as uncharacterized. The record is from RefSeq and is a predicted model, not a curated record. NCBI's taxonomy places the organism in Eukaryota, Metazoa, Chordata, Actinopteri, Scombriformes, Scombridae. The transcript is spliced from 6 exons. Gene Ontology annotation, molecular function: chemokine activity; CCR chemokine receptor binding. Gene Ontology annotation, biological process: lymphocyte chemotaxis; cellular response to interleukin-1; inflammatory response. Gene Ontology annotation, cellular component: extracellular region. Bases 1 to 618 code for a protein of 205 amino acids.
AUGCAGUGGACUGUCCAGGUUGCCAUGGUUCUCCUGAACAUUGCAUGGGUUCUCUUCUUUUUACAACCACAUCCUUUCUCAGUGUCUGUACAGAGAAGAAGCACUGACAACAUCAAGGAGUUUUGUAUUAAACUUCCAUCUGAUCAGAACUGGACAUCAACUCCACAUUCAGUCAACAUUACUGCUAAUGAAACUAGUAAUACCAACAUAACUUUUCAAGGCCAGUCUUCAUCUAUUCUACAAAUAGACCACAAAUUCAUCAAUUUUCUUCUGUCAGACAUCAACCUGGUAUCUGUGACACCACAAUGCAAACCUAACGUAAUUUUAACCUUUGCCAACAAAGAGGUGUGUAUCCAUGUGGAAAAUUUCAUCCCUGCCAUUACUCCACUUAUUGUUGUUUUGAGCUCGUCAAAUGCAAAUGGUCCUGAUGAGUGCUGCUUCAAAUUCUACCCGAGAAGAGUGAACAAAAAAUUAAUCUCCUCAUACUAUAUGACUGAUUACUGCUGCCCGUGGACUGGAGUCAUUUUGAUGACCAAAAAAGGACGUCACAUCUGUGCAGAUCCCAAUCUCACCUGGGUUCAAAGCAUCAUGAAAACUCUGGAUAAAGCCCUCCUGUAAAGCAGCCCUC